Molecule: messenger RNA, 1323 nt
Organism: Lepisosteus oculatus (spotted gar)
Lineage: Eukaryota; Metazoa; Chordata; Actinopteri; Semionotiformes; Lepisosteidae
Source: RefSeq, a predicted model, not a curated record
ACACCAGACUGUUUUCACGCCCAGCAGGCCGAGACACACGGAGGGAGAGGACUUCCGGAGUAUAACCGGUGCAGCAGCCUUGUGGAGUCGAUCAUGUGCGAUGGGGAGGUGCGGGCCGUCCCUCUGCACCGGCGGCCGGACCUGCUGGCCGCGUGCGCCGACCUGCUGAACGCGGAGUGGCGGCGCAGCGCCGGGGCGAGGCGGCACUCCCUGGAGCAGUCCUGCGACGGCUUCCCCGUGAGCCUGGUGCUGCUGCAGGGCGCCGGCGCGGCCGAGAGGCUGCUGGGCCACGCCAGGCUGUCCCUGGUGGUGGGGCAGGAGGGCAGCCUGUUCGUGGAGUCGGUGGUGGUCGCGGCCGAGCUGCGGGGGCGGGGCUUCGGCCGCGCGCUCAUGGAGGCGGCCGAGCGCUACGCCCGGGGGCGGGGCUUCCGCAGGCUGUGCCUCACCACCCACGACCAGCAGUGCUUCUACGCCCGCCUGGGCUACGGCCCCUCGCGGCCCGUGCAGAGCGCCGGCGCCAUGACCGCGUUCGUGCCCAUGGAGGUCCUGCAGAGGUUCUCGCGCCCGCCAGCGGAAGGGGGAGACUCGAGGAUGGCGGCGGCGGCGGUGGCGGCACCCCUUCCCCGGAAUGGCCCCCAUUGCCUGUCUGUGACCACUCCCUCGCAGGCUCCUCCCCUGGACACGCCCACUGCACUACUGUUGGCCCCGCCCCUCCCCUCUCUCUCUUCUUCGGGUCCUCCUAAGGCCUCUCUGUGCCACCCCGCCACCCCUGCUCCUCCCCCUCCCCCCCUCUCCGCCCACCUCCAGCCCGCAGUCUCCUCGUCUUCCCCUCAGGCCGCGCUGGGGACGCCCUACAGGGAUGCAAGGGGACGGCCCGUCUUCUGGAUGCAGAAAGACCUCUGAGGGGACCCGGGAUCCGGGAUGUCGACCCAGGCAGGAGGAAGUCGUCUCCUUCGCCCCGCGGCGGUGAAGAGGGCGUCAUGCCAAGCGGAUCAACGUCAAGGUGGCACGAUGGCGGGUUCGAACGUUGACCAGCGGCUAGGGAGGAGGAGGCAGGACGAGGACAUCCAAGCCCUGGAGGCUCCCGAAGAAAAUUCCCUUGGCACGCUGGGUGUGUAACCACCAGCCCGGGAAGAGAGCCUGGACACUAGUGCUACCGGACUCCUUUCACUCGUCCCGUAUCGGACCUGCCAGCUGCCAUGCGAGAAACGGCUGCGGGUUCGACACCAGCUGUGCCACCUGAGAGGCCUUCAUCUUGGCAGCUGCGAUAUUCCCUUGUAUUUUAAUUUCACAUUAAAACAUCACUGAGCUUGACUUGAAAAA